Vigna radiata var. radiata (mung bean) is the source of this 1213-nucleotide messenger RNA. RefSeq names its product expansin-A11. Gene Ontology annotation, biological process: plant-type cell wall organization. The record is from RefSeq and is a predicted model, not a curated record. Gene Ontology annotation, cellular component: extracellular region. Lineage: Eukaryota; Viridiplantae; Streptophyta; Magnoliopsida; Fabales; Fabaceae.
GAAAUGACAAUAAAUGUAACGAAAACAAAUACAAAUUCUCUCACUCUUUCAAUUUAGUCUUCCACAUUCUUAGCUUGAGGCAAUAUACUAAUGGCCUCUGUCAUGUUUGUUUUCGUAAGCUACCUCAUAUUUUGUUGUUUCUCAGUUCACAGUUUUGCCUUCUCACCUUCUGGAUGGACCAAUGCACAUGCCACCUUUUAUGGCGGUAGUGAUGCCUCUGGGACAAUGGGAGGAGCUUGUGGAUAUGGGAAUCUAUAUUCAACAGGGUAUGGAACUGAUACAGCAGCACUGAGUACUGCAUUAUUUAACGAUGGAGCUUCGUGUGGGGAGUGUUACAGAAUCAUGUGCGAUUAUCAAGCAGAUCCGAAAUGGUGCUUGAAAGGAACAUCUGUAACCAUAACUGCCACAAACUUCUGCCCUCCCAAUUUCGCUCUGCCAAGCAACAACGGUGGCUGGUGCAACCCUCCUCUCAAACACUUUGACAUGGCUCAACCCGCAUGGGAAAAGAUUGGUAUCUAUAGAGGAGGGAUCGUGCCCGUUUUGUUUCAAAGGGUUUCAUGCAUGAAGAAAGGAGGGGUUAGGUUCAGUGUGAAUGGGAGAGACUACUUUGAGCUUGUGCUGAUCAACAACGUAGGAGGAGCUGGAUCUAUUCGAUCUGUGUCCAUCAAAGGCUCAAAAACUGGGUGGAUGACUAUGUCAAGAAAUUGGGGUGCUAAUUGGCAAUCCAAUGCCUAUUUGAAUGGUCAAUCUCUGUCUUUCAGAGUCACAACAACCGAUGGUAUCACCAAACUUUUUCAAGAUGUUGUUCCAUCCAAUUGGCUUUUGGCCAGAGUUUCUCUACCACUGUUCAGUUUUAAGGCCACAAGGGCUAUUGAGUUGUGGGUUUUGGAGUUUCCGAUGAACGAAACGGCAGAGGCGUGCCUGUUAUUUUGCCGGAGCAGCCCGCCACCCUUCUCUUCUGCUUUUGAAUUUGGUAAAUAUGGUACGAUCGAACCCAUCAACUUGAUGCCUAUAAUGAAGAACCCUAAAUAGACAUUCCAAUUGCCUUAGUUAUUACAGAGAAUCAUUGUUAGUUGUAGUGUGAGUUCUGUAGAAAUGAACUUCUUCUGAGUUUGAAUCAUACUAUGAACUAUAAAGUGCUGCUCUAUCUGUAAGUCUAGAAGCAAUGUAUUGCUUUUGCGAAUUUGUUCUUCAGUUUCAUUACACACUGCAA